AUGAAUCAUUUUCACUCAGCAGCCUUGAAGCACCCAAAAGCUUUGGAGGGCGCCUCUUUAUGCAUGUGGGCUGUUUAUAAACUCCUGGUGUGUGGGGAUUUCAAGACGGACAUUUUUGCUGCUGGAACUGAUACCACUCACACAGUCUUGGAUUGGGUGAUGGUAGAGCCUCUAAGACACCCCAAGGUCAUGGAGAAAUUGCAAAAUGAGGUCAGAGCUGUAGGCCAAGGAAAAUCAGAGAUAACUGAGGAUGAUUUUGACAAAAUGCAGUAUCUUAAGCUAGUGAUUAAGGAAACUCUGCGGCUUCAUUCCCCAGUUCCAUCACUAGUUCCUCGAGAAUCAACUCGAGACGUCAAAUUGAUCCCAUUUGGUGCCGGCCCAAGGGGAUGCCCGGGUAAGACCUUUGCCAUGGCUAUCAAUGAACUUGCAUCAGCAAAAUUACUGCACAAAUUUGACUUUGCCUUACCUGAUGCAGGAAAACCAGAGGACAUGGAUAUGACUGAAGCUGGUGGCAUCGAUGUGCAUAGAAAACUUCCUAUACUUGUUCUUGCCACUCCAUAUUUUCCUUAG
Molecule: messenger RNA, 570 nt
Organism: Coffea eugenioides
Lineage: Eukaryota; Viridiplantae; Streptophyta; Magnoliopsida; Gentianales; Rubiaceae
Product: cytochrome P450 71A4-like
Exons: 3
Coding region: 1-570 (189 amino acids)
Molecular function (GO): iron ion binding; monooxygenase activity; heme binding
Source: RefSeq, a predicted model, not a curated record